UAAUGCACACCCGACCCCUCACGAAUAAUGCACACCCCACCGCCUCACGAAUAAUGCACACCCCACCGCCUCACGAAUAAUACAUCUCGGACCGCCUCAUGAAUAAUGCAUCAGGGCCGCCCACGGGCGCCGCGCUCGUGCCGCGGUGGAACGGCCGCGCGGCCGGGAGCGAUCCAGGGGCGCGCGCCGGCCGGAGCGGCGCCGGUCUCCCGGCAACAGCCGCCAGCAGCGCCCGGACGGCGCGGCGGAGACAGCCUCUGGGCGGGCAGAGCUCCGCGCCGCGGCCCCGGGCAGCGGCAGCAGGGUCGGGUCUCUCGGGCCGUAAGCGCAGCGUGUGGAGACGCAGCUUGCCGAGGAGGGAGGCCGGCGGAGCGCCGGGCGCGGCCCCGCAGGCACUGAAUGGAUUUUUUUCCACCGGUGGCUCCUGUGGUGGCAGCUACUAAGUUUUCUCCUGGUUCCCAGCUGAAAUACCAGAAGGACAACUUUCAGCAUGGAGUCAUAAUUGACAAAGAGGAAAGUUUAAAAGAUCUCUAUGCACAAAAGAACCAAAGAUAUUCUUAUUCUAUGUCUGCAGAAAGCACUCAGGACAAGCCCAGGCAUGGAGGCUUCUGGUCAGGUGGACUAGAGAGCAAGUAUCUCAUCAGCCAGACCUGUACUCUGUCAGCUAAAUCAUUAGGCAGACAUAAAGAAGGAGUGGACCGUGCAUAUCCCCUGCAACCAAUUUCUCACCACAAGAGUGCAAGAGAUCCACUGCUCAGCACUGGAAGUUCCCCCCACGUGCAGGAAGCUCCAAAUAGUAGAUCGAGCUCAAUAAGCAAAGAGAUGGCUCUAGCAGGGAGAUCUCAGUUAGCUGCGGUGCUCUGCCCUUGGACACGAGAGCCUGAACCAUCAGCUGCCCAUCUACACAGGAGAGAGCUGGCCUACAUCCUAAAGCUGGAGGCAGAUAGAAGGAACCUAGAAGAGGCAAUUCAAAAGAAAAAGGCCCUUCUUGGAGAGAAGCUAAAGAGGACAGAGGAGACACUCAGGAGGAUUCAAAGAGAGAAGGAGCUUAUCAAAGUAGGGGAGAAAAGUGAAGUGGAGAGGACAUACGAGCAAAAGGCCACAAGGCACCUUGAAGGGAAAACUUUCAGAGCUGCAGACACGCCAGGUGUUGGGAUCUUCAGCAGGGCACAGUCUGCAGAGGACACCAUUCCCAAGUCUGGCACCACUCCCCAUCCCCAAGAGCUGGCUGUGGGGAAACUCAAGGAGUGGCUGGUGGCCGCAAAACACAACAAAACAAACAGCAAAACACAAGACAACAUACCCAUGGAGCAUUUAGCUUCUGGUUCAAAACUGGUCCCAAAGCAGAGCCUUUCUCUCUCUGCCCUCUCAGACCAAGAUUCUGAUGACCACCCUUCUGCAGAGCUGCCACACAUGGAGGCUGCUGGUGCUGUGGAGCAGGAGGGCUUUGGACAGUGCAGCUUCUGCAGUCGUAAGUUUCUCUGCACAAGGCUUGAGAAACACAUGAGUAUCUGUAGCAAGAACCAAGACUCCAAGAGGAAAGUGUUCGACUCUAGCAAGGCCAGGGCUAGGGGAACAGAACUGGAACAGUAUCAGCAGCAGAAGAGCUCAAGGACUCCUCAGAGUAAAACACCGCCCAGAAAGAGCAACUGGAAACAGAAGCACGAGGCUCUCAUCCACAUCAUGGCACAGGCCCGCCAGGCGGAGCAAAUCCUCGCUAAGGGGAGGAAGGUGUCUGGCCUGCCCCCACUGCCUCCCGUCGAAAAUCCAGACUAUGUUGCCUGCACCUACUGUGGACGCAAGUUUGCUCCCCGAGUAGCUGAGAGGCAUAUUCCCAAAUGCAAAAACAUCAGGAACAGGCCCCCACCUCCACCACAGAGGAGGCGCUGAUGAGGCCGAGCCCAGCUGUAUCUGCUGCUGUGAUUCCCUGCCUGGUUUUUGCCAGACUCACAGUUAUAGACAUUUGUGUUUUCUAUAGUCUCGACACUGGCUGCAAGCUUCUAUGUACAGCAAGUGAACAGCUCAGGACUAAUCAGCUGAAAAACAGAGCUUGUAUACUUUGACCUGCACCCUAGGUUGCCCAACAAAAGAUGCUGCUUUCCUCAGCAUAAGAAGCUCAGGAUCAGAAAUUCCAGGGGUUAGAAAAGCUAGCAAUAGCAGGCACUUACUGUUUGGAUCUUCACAUCAAUUCAUGUGCAUAGAACAAGGAUACUCUGAAUCAGCCAGGCCCUUGAGGCAACAGCACAACCAUCACAAUCAGAUUUAGUAUUUUAAAAAAUGGAGUUUUCUUCCUGCAGGCCAAGUUGCUAGGAACCUCUAAAAGCAAAGUUUUCACCCUUUCUUAAGUCAUCUGCUUAUUUCAUCUUGGUUCCUGCAAUGGGAGGGAAUUAUUACAAAAACAUAUCCCUUCUUUUGUUUUCUUCUUGACAUGUUAUUUUUCUAGAUUGUGAUUAUUAAAUGUAUUAAACUAG
This is a messenger RNA of Passer montanus (Eurasian tree sparrow), 2471 nucleotides long. It is a transcript of the gene ZC2HC1C, whose product is annotated as zinc finger C2HC-type containing 1C. The record is from RefSeq and is a predicted model, not a curated record. Lineage: Eukaryota; Metazoa; Chordata; Aves; Passeriformes; Passeridae. The transcript has 3 exons. Bases 400 to 1890 code for a protein of 496 amino acids.